AAAAAAAGGGAAUAAGAAAAACAAAACAAAAAGUGAACUGUCAAGAAACACUUCUAGUCAAAUGUCCAUGAGAAGAUAAAAGUCUAAGACAUGAUCAAGCUUCCUAUUAAAUCUCGGAAAAGUGUCGGGAAAGAACCCUUCUACCAAACAGAGUCAAAUGGAGACUGGAACAAGAACUAUUAUCCUCAUGGACUUUAAGUCAUCAGUAGCUGCAAAAACUAUUCACCAAUCAUUUGGGCUUCCAUGAAUGCUGUAAUUGGAGGCUAGAAAGGUUGUUGCAGCUCCAAAGAAAUAGGAAACCCUUUUAAUUUAAAUACAAUCUCUAACUCAACAAAACCUCAAGUUCCUAUUUAAUUCUGCAAUUGCAGUUUCAGGCUCCAUCCUCUAAAAUUCUAGCCAGUUGUGGUCGAAAGUCGGUCCAACGAUGAUUCAAGGCCUUGUGUGAACUUACUUAUAGCUUUUGGCAAGUCAAUAUAUCCAUACUAGCCAUAAACAAUGACUCUGAAAGAUAGGGAGACAUGGGCUUUCUGUGGAAUAGUGCUCUGUUCUUCACCUACUCAGUUCUUCUCAGGUCUUUCUGGGGUUCUGUAAUCUGGGAUUUUCAUCUACAAGCUAAAAUCAGAAGGCCAAAUCCGGGUCCAUGCAUACAAUUUGAAAACGAAUUUGCAUAUAAAAACUGCUGCUCAACAAAGACAGCCCAACCUAGGAAUUAACUACAAAAGCAGACAUAUGGACCCAUUAUACGUAUAAAAACUGUUCAUUCGACUUGAGAAUGCCCAUAGCAUAUAAAAACUGCAGCUCAACAAAGACAGCCCAGCCUAGGAAUAAACUACCAAAACAAACAGAGGACCCACUAUACCCAUAAAAAAAAUGGUUAGACAUAUAAUAUAGUCACAGGGAAGACACUGAAUCUUAUGAACAACUUUGAAUCCUGCAGAUUCUAUGCCAAAUUUUUUGGCUUAGGAAUCUGGAAGAAUUCUGAUAGGUUUUGACAACACCAUGUGUGCUCAUCUCCCCAUGAAUCAAUUGGGUCUGGUCAUCAGAGUUCUUCUCUUGUUUCACCGUGUCAAAGCCCAGGACACUUCUGAUUCUGAUCACUCUGGUCCACAUUUCCUGCAGCCCCACCUAAUGGUUGUUGUUGGGGUCCUCUCAAUAAUGUUCUGUCUAACAUUUCUCUUACUUGCUUAUGCAAAAUUCUGUCAUGUAGCCGUGCCUGAUUUCUCAGACUUUGAUAACCAUCAACAAAACCUUCAUGGGCUUGAUAGAGAAAGGCUGAGAUCCUCUGGGAUAGAUAAAAGAGUGAUGGAGUCGCUCCCCUUUUUCAGGUUUUCUUCACUCAAGGGAUCAAAAGAAGGCCUAGAGUGUGCAGUUUGCUUAUCAAAGUUUGAAGAAAUUGAAGUUCUUCGGUUGUUGCCGAAUUGCAGGCAUGCAUUCCACAUAAACUGCAUUGAUCAAUGGCUAGAAAGCCACUCUAGCUGUCCUCUUUGCAGGUACAAGUUUGAUGCCCAGGACCUUACAAAUUUUUCCUAUUCAAACAGCUUGAGAUUCCCACAAAACCCUUUGAAUCUAGCUGAGGACUCAACUAUCAACCUUUUUGUCCAGAGGGAGCAAGAUGAUCAAGGGUCAUCAAGGUUUAGUAUUGGAAGCAGCUUCCAAAAAGCCAUGAAUAAGGGCAAAAAGGAAGAAUUUCUCAUUCAAGAAGGUGAAAGUAGUAAUGGUGAUUAUCACAAACUCUGGCAUAAGGUCAAUCACAAGAUCAUCUUCUCCAAUAUGAUUUUUAAGAAUCGAUGGAGUGAUGCAAAUUCUUCAGACUUUAUGUUCCUGAAUUCUGAGAUGAAUGAAACCUCUCCAAACAACAGGUUCCCUUCUUUGGAGUCUAAUAAUAAUGGUUUUUCCAUGAAUAAACAGGUUGUUAUAAAGAUGCAGGAGGGUGUAGACAAGAAAAUAGUGCAUGAAUCCAACUUCACUAGGAUUAGCAGAAGUAAUUCAGUUUGUAAUUCCACCCAUGAAGCAAGCACGUCAAGACUAUUGAAUCCUGAUCUGAAGAGAUCCAUGUCUGAGCUCACAAACCUUUCAAGGUUCACAGAAUUGAAUACAAAGGACAGAGUCAAAGAACUUUCCUUUGGAAGAAAUAAUGCAGAAGAAGAGAGGACAAGGAAGCUUUGGUUGACUAGAACUCAUCGGACAGUUCAAUGGUUUGCCGGUCGCGAAGAAAUUCCCAAGAACCAGAGUGCGAAAAAGUACCCAUUCAACAUCUAAACCAGUUGGUAUGUGUUAAAUUUUCCAUAGAAUUGGCAAAUACCAUAUAGUAUCAAAUUAAAUUAUUCAUUCAUAUCAUCACUAGACCUUAUUUGUAAGAUAAUUAAUAGUUAAGACUUCUUCAUAAUCAUGGAAUCAACAAAAACCCUGUCCAAUGCUGGCUCUGUGAACUGGCCUGACAAAUUUCUAAUAAUCUCCUAACUGGGGAACUCUUAGGAAUAAAUCAAGUUUAGAUGAUGCUUGUGUUCAUAAAUUAUAUACCAUUACUUCA
Molecule: messenger RNA, 2530 nt
Organism: Vitis vinifera (wine grape)
Lineage: Eukaryota; Viridiplantae; Streptophyta; Magnoliopsida; Vitales; Vitaceae
Product: E3 ubiquitin-protein ligase ATL42-like
Exons: 1
Coding region: 1000-2259 (419 amino acids)
Source: RefSeq, a predicted model, not a curated record